AUAUUCAGUACACAAUUGCACGCCAUGGAUUCACGAAUUGCAGUAGUCUGUGUUGUCUUGGCGGUGUUCGCGGUGGACCAGACGGUCGGAGCGCCGCAAAAAGAUGCUGUAGCCGCAGGUGGUCCCGCCUACACUACCAAGUACGACCAUAUCGAUAUCGACCAAGUUCUGGCUUCCAAAAGAUUAGUCAAUAGCUAUGUCCAAUGUCUGUUGGACAAGAAACCGUGCACACCCGAAGGAGCUGAACUUAGAAAAAUUUUACCUGAUGCUUUAAAAACACAAUGUGUGAAAUGCAAUGCCACACAAAAAAAUGCUGCCCUUAAAGUAAUUGACCGACUCCAGAGAGACUAUGAUAAAGAGUGGAAACAGCUUCUUGACAAAUGGGACCCUAAACGUGAACAAUUCCAGAAAUUCCAACAAUUUUUGGCAGAAGAGAAGAAAAAAGGGGUUGUUAAAUUUUAAACAUAAGUAUAAAUUUACCAAUUAGUAGUUAAUAAUAAUUUAGUUUUAUCUAAUACAUUAGAAUGCAGUACCUAUAUAUGCACUAUUUAUCAAACGUAUACAAUAAUAAUAAAAAAUAUCAUUACUUAGUUA
Messenger RNA from Metopolophium dirhodum (rose-grain aphid), 594 nucleotides. Its product is annotated as ejaculatory bulb-specific protein 3-like. NCBI's taxonomy places the organism in Eukaryota, Metazoa, Arthropoda, Insecta, Hemiptera, Aphididae. The record is from RefSeq and is a predicted model, not a curated record. The transcript is spliced from 2 exons. Bases 25 to 462 code for a protein of 145 amino acids.